Messenger RNA from Arachis ipaensis, 1591 nucleotides. Its product is annotated as GATA transcription factor 18. Gene Ontology annotation, molecular function: sequence-specific DNA binding; zinc ion binding. The record is from RefSeq and is a predicted model, not a curated record. NCBI's taxonomy places the organism in Eukaryota, Viridiplantae, Streptophyta, Magnoliopsida, Fabales, Fabaceae. Gene Ontology annotation, biological process: regulation of DNA-templated transcription.
AUUUCACUGCUUACCCCUAUUGCUAUAAAUUGAAAGUACGCAAGGGCAAAUCUCAUACAAAGUCACAAAUAGUGCCUCUCUCUCUCUCUCUCUCUCUCUCUCUUCCCCCACCACUGGGUCCCUCUCCUGAAAAAACAACACAGUCCCCCACCAUAUAUAUAUAAGUCUCCAUUUGCAAUUAACGACAACGUGGACUGCACCCCUGCUGACUGGUAUUUCGCCAUUUUAUAAACCUCUCAAGCUAGCAGACAACAAGCCCUUCUCAUUUCUCCGUACCCCCACCCUCAUUCAUUAUCUAUCUCCAACUUACAAUUACCAUUCCAUUUCAAACAUUUUAUUAUUGCACUUGCUACUUAGCUAGCUUCCCCCAUUUCCCCCUUUUCCCCUGUACUGUACUUGUCGCCUGAUCUGCAAUAAAAGGCCUCCUCAUACAACUGCCUCAUCACCAAUCAUCUCCUAAAUUCAAAUUCCGAGAAGGGAAACAACAAUGAUGCAUCAUCGAUGUUGCAGCGGAACUACUCAUCAGGGGCACGUCAUGGGUCCCUGCACAUGUGCUAUGUUCCAUGGCCAAACAACCACCAAUUCCUUCUCCAUGCUAUUCUCCAUGCCCAACCACCACAACAACCCUUACGAUCAACCUGAUGAUAUCAUUUACUCCUCCUCUUCUUCAUCCUCCGUCGACUGCACCCUCUCCCUCGGAACCCCUUCCACCCGUUUCACCGAAGACGAAGAGAAGCGUACCCGCCAUGAACGUCGUUCCUCCGUCUCCAACUUCUGCUGGGAUUUGCUACAAUCCACCAAACACAACCACUCUCAAACCAAGUCCUCCUCAAACCGCCCCUCCAACAACGCCGACCCUCUCCUCGCUCGUCGUUGCGCCAACUGUGACACCACUUCUACACCGCUCUGGAGGAAUGGCCCCCGUGGCCCAAAGUCUCUAUGCAAUGCCUGUGGCAUACGGUUCAAGAAAGAGGAGAGGAGGGCCAGUGCAGCAGCCGCCACCACCGCCGCGGCUUCUGGUGGCGUGAUGGAUUCAUCGCAGAUGUACAGCCACCACAACAGUAACUCGUGGUACGCACAUUCGCAGAGCCAGAAGAUGGCCGCGGCGGCGAUGGGCAGCGAGUUCCGUUUCGUGGACGACGGUGAUGUCCGGGACUCCGAAAACGGCAUUCCGUUCCUGUCGUGGAGGCUCAACGUUACUGACAGAACAAGCCUCGUUCACGACUUCACAAGAUGAAAAGAAAGAACAACGUUAUCAUCAAAUAUGAAUAACAAUAUAAUAACAGAACCAAAAACAUCACAACUCUCUCAAAGAAGGAGGAGGUAGCUUUCUAGUACUAAUAUCUAAUCUAUCCAUCCAUCCAUCCUCCAACCAAACCAAGCAGUUAUAUACGUCAACGUUUUACGAUGAUCAUGACGAUGAGGAUGAUGUAGAAGAUAUUUUUGAUUGCGAUGGUUGUGGUCUCGUCAAUAUGAUGUUUUUUUUUUCUUUUUAAUUUUAAAUUGAUCUUUUUUUUCCCGUUUUGUUUGCUUCCUAUUCUCCGUCUUGCAUUUGCAUAGGAUGGAGUGAGAAUGGGAUAAUUCUAUAUUC